AUGCCGAACAUUGAAUCAUUAGAAACCACCCCUCUGCUUUCACCCUCGUCGACAGCUUCAGCCGAUAUUAUCUCCCCCGGCCACCCGGACCGCUCCGUCGAACACGAUACUCUUCCCGAAACCGCGACGUACGGAAGAAAUAUCUCCUGGUCCAGCGCAUAUAUCCUGGUAAUAUCUCGCGUGAUUGGUAGCGGCAUUUUCGCAACACCGGGCGCAAUAGUCAAAUCCGUCGGCAGUAUAGGGCUGGCCUUAUCCCUUUGGGUGGUAGGAACGAUUCUCUCGGCUUGUGGAUUGGCUGUAUCGCUCGAAUAUGGGUGUAUGCUGCCUCGUUCUGGAGGCGAUAAAGUAUACCUGGAGUUCACAUAUCGCUAUCCGAGAUUCCUGGCAUCAACUUUGGUAGCUGUGCAGGCGGUUUUGUUAGGGUUUACGGCGAGUAACUGUAUCAUCUUUUCCAAAUACACCUAUUUCGCAUUCAAUAUCGAGCCGAGCGACCUUCAGAAUAAGAUUCUCGCAGUUGGAUGGCUGACAAGUGUUACUAUCAUUCAUGGCUGCUUCAUGAGGACUGGCAUCGCUAUACAAAACGCGCUGGGAUGGGUCAAGAUCUUUCUUGUAUUUUUCAUGGCGCUUAGUGGACUCUACGUGAUUCUGUUCCGUCAACCCGGCGACUUAACAGGCGUAACGGCGAGGGGGGAAGGUGACAUAUGGAAGGACUUGUGGGCAGAUUCCGAUUGGAGUUGGAAUACGAUCUCGACUUCAUUAUUCAAAGUAUUUUAUUCUUAUGCUGGCUUGAACAACGCGAACAACGUCAUGAACGAGGUCAAGAAUCCAGUACGGACACUACGCAGUGUCACUCUAGCAGCACUGGUCACAUCCUGCCUUUUGUACGGGUUAGCGAACGUGGCCUACUUUACAGUUGUGCCACUUGAAGAAAUCAAGGAGAGUGGUGAAUUGGUCGCAGCUCUUUUCUUCGAACGAGCGUUUGGACCUAGGUGGGGAAGAACAUUCUUGCCUUUGAUGAUUGCAGUCUCAGCCGCUGCUAAUGUGAUGGUCGUGACAUUUGCAUUGGCACGAGUCAAUCAAGAAGUCGCCCGGCAGGGAUUUCUACCCUUUGCAAGAACAAUCUCCAGCUCCAAACCCUUCGACUCUCCAUUUUGGGGAUUGAUUAUACACUACAUCCCAUCUUUAUUAGUCAUUGUGCUUCCUUCACAAGGAGCAGUAUACAACUUUAUUCUAGAUGUUGAAGGAUAUCCCGGCCAGAUAUUCGGUCUUGCCGUUGCAGCGGGACUUUUACUUCUUCGUCGCAGAAGACCGGAUUUGAAGCGACCCUUCAAGGCAUGGCUUCCUGCUGUAUGGCUGCGAAUAGUUACAAGCAUAGCGUUGCUUGCUGCGCCAUUCUUUCCGCCUCCCGACUGGAAGGGUGAUGUCGACUUUUUUUACGCGACGUAUGCAAUUGUUGGCGUUGGCAUUAUCCUGUUUGGCGUCGGGUAUUGGUAUAUUUGGACAGUCCUACUUCCUAGGCUUGGAAACUAUACACUAGAAGAGGAGACCGAAGUCCUCGACGACGGAACAAGUAUCACAAAACUCGUGCACAAGUCCAAGAUGUGA
Talaromyces stipitatus ATCC 10500 is the source of this 1605-nucleotide messenger RNA. Its product is annotated as methionine permease, putative. Gene Ontology annotation, biological process: amino acid transmembrane transport. Lineage: Eukaryota; Fungi; Ascomycota; Eurotiomycetes; Eurotiales; Trichocomaceae. Gene Ontology annotation, cellular component: membrane. Gene Ontology annotation, molecular function: L-amino acid transmembrane transporter activity. The transcript has 3 exons. The record is from RefSeq and is a predicted model, not a curated record. Bases 1 to 1605 code for a protein of 534 amino acids.